Siniperca chuatsi (mandarin fish) is the source of this 6228-nucleotide messenger RNA. RefSeq names its product claudin-20-like. Gene Ontology annotation, biological process: cell adhesion; bicellular tight junction assembly. Gene Ontology annotation, cellular component: bicellular tight junction; plasma membrane. The transcript has 3 exons. Gene Ontology annotation, molecular function: structural molecule activity. NCBI's taxonomy places the organism in Eukaryota, Metazoa, Chordata, Actinopteri, Centrarchiformes, Sinipercidae. The record is from RefSeq and is a predicted model, not a curated record. The coding region runs from base 1613 to 2731 and encodes 372 amino acids.
AUGCAGUUGAGGGCUGUCGGGAAAACUCUCCUUGUCGAUGCGUUCAAGGACGCUCUGACCUCUGAGGUUUGAGACUUCUGAAACCUUUUAAAGACAAGAAAAGUUCCCGUUUGCUUAAAUUCAUCGGUCAGAUGUCAGAGUCCUUUCACUGAAAUCUGGACUCUUUGUACGAACAUUACAUCACUUUUGUCCCAAGUGAUUUACAGCGACAGCAAACAGCCUCCAUAGGAACAAGAUCUCUUCAGUGCGUAGCUGUUAUUUAUUGUGUUUAUGUCACGUGUGAAAAGAAGCAGACUGUAACUUCUGUAACAUUAACCAAAAACUAAGUUAUCCUGAAUCUACAGGCUCACCGAUGCCCAGCCUUUAUUCAAAUACUGCUUCCCUUCAUUUACUGUGAGCAAGUGAAACCUCCCAACACUAAAAACAACACGUGCUCUGCUGCAGAGCUUAUACGAGAAAACACUUCUCCUGUUUGAAAACGGUAAAAAUAAAAUUCAAAGUUUGUUUUGACUCAUAUAAAAAGCCCAAACGGUGCGCACGUACUAGCAUCUAAAAGGAAGAACAACGUUUGUUUACCUACAUAUGGAUUUUCUUUGACUCAUGAGAUAAUGGGUUCAUUUUCUUUUUUGAUAUACAACAUUACUCUAUGUGAUUUUAACAUCUUUACUAAACAUAACUAGCUGUAUAUGACACUUUUAUAAAUAUGGUACAUCUCAGAAAGUAUUGAAAAACAAAUAAAGUGCAACAAACAGAUUUUUUUCUUUUUAAACCACAAACACUUCAUAUAAAUUAAAUAUUACUGGCAAUACCUUUGAGUUGUAUUUCCAUAGCUGCGAGGUUGGAUAUCAUUUUCCGAUUGUUUGUGUAUCAGUUUAUUAACUGAUUAUAAUCAAACACAGAAAACGUCUAUAAUUACUCCAGACUCCAUACUUCUUUAUCUAAAUAUCACCUGGGGCUCGGGCCCCUCCACACGGACCCAAGAUAAAUCUGAGAAGUCACAGGAUUAUUAAAGCGAUUUAGUUUUUAUGACUUACACUGAAUAUAUAUAUAUAUAUCUAUAUAUAUAUACACUGAAUACUUUCACCUCUCCAGGCCUUAACAUCCUACAGAUGAAACAAUCUGUGAAAAACAACUUGGAACUGCUCCCAUGUGUCCACAGUAAGGCCACGACCUCUGAUGUGGCGCCACAAGCUGAAAACGUUGGGAGCCUGUUUCAUCUGACCACAGUACAGAACCUCCAUUGGAAAUCCGCCCGCUUUAAAGCUGCAGUAACUCGCGGUUUGGCGUACACGAUGACCUCAUCGCUCUGUAUCUGUGGUGGGAAACAGACUCAUCUUUACUGUGUUCUGUUUGCCUUGUCUGUUAUUCUAUCAACAAAACAACAUUAAUUAAGCAGUGUUGAUGGUUAAAAUGACGCUCACACGGACUUUAAUGGGAUAUUUUCCCACAGGGAGGCUGGUUGGUGAAACGGGGAGAAAACGUGUGUUUACUGUGUUCAGUUUGGUGGAAGCUGCUCGUGUCUGUGCAGGUCUGAGGCUGAUAAGACCCAGACUGGAGGAUUAUGGUAAUAACAGGCUGACUGCCACUGACUGCAGGGUCCCAUCGCAGCCGGAUGGGUGGGCGGGCUGCGGACGCUUAUCACCGCGUUGCAGUGGGCGAUUCUUCACACAGUCACAUGACGGGUGACACCUUGAUUCACACUGCAGCUGGACGCAGAACAGCUCAGCGGUUUUUAUCACCAAACGAGGACGAACAUGACGACCCGAUGGAAUCACUCCAGGAGACGCUGCCAAACGCUCCGCACAGCCCGCUGGAGCCUGCGCUGAGGAAUUAUCUGCUGUCAGGACCUGCCCGGGACGCCGCCGCGCCGACGGGGACCGGAGCCGGACGGGGGGGGGGCGGCCGAGCCAUGCUGCCCGCUUCCAUUCAGAUCCUGGCGUUCGCCCUGGCGCUCCUGGGCGUCCUCGGCACCACCGUGGCCACUCUGCUCCCCAACUGGAAGGUGAGCAACAACGCCUGGACCAGCAUCAUGACCCCCAUCUCGCAGAUGCAGGGUCUGUGGAUGGACUGCGUCUGGUACAGCUCCGGCGUCUUCAGCUGCACCAUUAAGAACUCGGUGCUGUCGCUGCCGGCGUAUCUGCAAGCCACGCGGGCCGCCAUGGUUCUGUCCUGCAUGGUGGCGUUGUUUGGACUCUGCCUCGCCUCCCUGGGGCUUAAAUGUACCCGCUGGGGGGGCAGCCACCGAGCAAAGGGGCACACGGCCAUCGCUGCAGGGGGCUGCUUCAUCCUGGCCAGCUUCCUCUGCCUGGUCCCCGCGUCCUGGUUCACCAACGAAGUCAUCACCGCCUUCCUGACCACAGACCUGCCGGACAGCAGUAAAUAUCAGCCGGGAGGAGCUCUGUGCGUGACGUUCAUCUCUGCCGGCUUCCUCCUGGCUGGAGGGGUCAUUUUUUGUUUGUCGUGUCCCGGAAAAAGAACGGGACGACCGGACCGCGCUUCCUCCGCUGACCCUGACGGGCUUCCAAUGUGCCGAGACGAGCGGCGGGGGCGGGAGCCGCAGACGGAGGACGUGCAGCCAAAACACAGGAAAAACAAGACGGUCCAGCUGCAGAUGGACAAAGUGAAACAGGAGAAACCUGAGCAAGGUCAGGAGCAGAAGGUCUACUCGUCUCCCUCCAAACUCCCUCCAAAAGACAUCAAGGACAGCUACAGCCUCCAGGAGUAUGUUUAAUCCUCGCAGCUGAGCGGCGAAACGUGGAGUUUUCAGCUGAGGCUCAUAGUAAGGGGGAGGUGGGCUGGGGGAGGAGCGUUUGAGGGGGAAUAAUACCAAAUGCUGGAAACGACAGAUUGUGGAUGCAGACGAACGUCUCAGAAAGGAGACGAACACCAGAGAGCUCUGCGAGGAAAAGCGGUGCUGAUAAAAAUCUGCACAGGCACCAAACACUGUAAAUCCUUUAAAAACCGCCUGCAAAUCUGCCGCAGCUUCCUCACGCCGAAGAGCUGAACCUGCUGAUCGCAAAAACAAAAUCUGAGCUCCGCCUGAAAGGGAAAAGCCAAAGUCAUUUUCUGCCUUCUGAGACGAACCAGUGCUCGAGCAGGGCCGGCCCAAAGCUUUCUGGGGCUGUGAGCAGGAUUUCACCUCCCCAGCCACAUGCAAUGUAAUCAAUACCUGUUGUAGAGGUUCAUUUUCUGAAGAAAUCACACGUAUAAAAAGCACAAAAACCACGGGAUAUAUUGUACCUUUAAGAUACACUUUCUGAUUUUGUUGCAGCGCUCUAGAAACCCAAACUUUGGAGGUUCGUGAUCGAACACUGGAACUCAAAUCUGUGAAAAAAACAUUAAAUAUUACAUUAAAUAUUACUAUUAAUUCCAUUCACGAAAAGCUGCAGCCAGUUUCACCAGCUGUUCGUAAAUAUCUACACCUGCUACCUGCCAGGUGGAAACGUUACGCAGCAAACUGAACUGACAAAACUAACUUCUGCUAAUGUCCGACCCGUUCAGACUGCAGAGUGAAAGAGGUCGUGUGAACUUUACAAAAAUAACAAAAUAUACCUCAAAUUACAAAAACAUUAUGCUAAUAAUGUCAGAUUAAAUGACUAUGUAGUGUCGGUUAGCUUAGCACGAUCAGAUACAUCCCACCCUGAUGCAGAAAAUAAAACAGCUUGAAACCAGCAGUUGCUAUAAAUUUAAGAUGAGCUUUGCACAUAAACGCAGUGAUGGAUUUACACACAGAAUUAGUUUUGUUUGAAAUUAAUGAAUAGAGUUUUAUAUAUCGAGUAAAAAAAUCUUAAAUCAGAAUAACAAAAAAGUGCUUAUUCAUUACCUCUGCUGAAAUAAUAAAUAUCAAAGAUAUGUGUACAUUAUGUAAAAAAAACAACCUUAAAACAAAAGAUUUGAAAAUCAAAAGCUGUGAAACAGAAUUUAAUUUAAAAAAUCUUCCGUAACUUUGUUUUAAUGCAAAUCACAGAGCGUGAGUUCACACAUUCAGCUUCUGUGUGUGCAUGAAAACAAAAGAAAAACUAUGGAAAAUACAGAAAGCAGAAGAAAGAUAUCAUAACUGAACACUUCCUGCUUUUGUUAUUCCUCUCUUCAAACCCAAACUUUGAGAGCCAACAUUUCAAAAAGACGUUUGAGUUUUAUUUUCAAGAGUAAAAGAAAUCACACAAAAGAGCAAAGCAUGUAUUAUUAUUCAACACCGCGAGCUAAAUAAUACGGAAUAACAGUCUCCAAUAAAUGUAGAAAACAAAAUAAUUAAAACAGAAGUGACUUUCUUUGCAGUGCUGUUAAACAGUACAACGACAUCUUUGAGUGUAUCUUAAAGGGAAACCUGGACCCUGUUUUCAAAACUCGCUGUCCCCAUUAGCCACGUCCCCAAACAUGAGAGGGCCCAGGUUGACAAACGGCGAAGUUUCGCUUUCAAAGUUCACACCUUCAGCUCGUUUCAAGGUCACCAGCUGGUUAAAGUCACUUGUCGUCUGCUUUGGGCCUGGACUCGGCCCGUCCCGAGCCUCGCUGCAUGUGCUUUAGAUGCUGCUUACAGCUGAAGUGUAGUGAAAGCUGCUGCCGUAGAGACUGCGCCCCGAAGCGACGCAAACUGUGUCGUCGAAGAUUAAAACGAGUCCGAAUCCAAAGCGUCAAAGCGACGGCGUCCGCGCCGCCUUUUCCCAACGGUUCUGGGGGAGGCGAGAGGUGCAGAGCAGCGUGGGGAGAGGUAAUGAUGCUCUUUGCUUUCCCAUUAUCCUCUCGCCACGGUUGGAUGCACACAGCACACACACCCCUCCACCACCCUCCUUCAGCUGUGCGGAAAGGACAUCCAGUCCUUCGCAGGCUGUAACUCAAAGCCUGAUGCAGACUGGACGCUCCACAGCACUGUGUGCAUUCGGUGGGCGGCUGUCCUCUAACCCGAGGCGAGCUGUCAAUCAAACCUGACAACACUCCUCGGGAAAGAAAAAGGAAAGAAACCGCCGAGCCGAACGCCCACGCUGCCUCUCAGGAAAAGCUUCAAACCUGCACAAAAAAAAACCAUUAAGAAGAGAAAAUAGAGUCGAUUCGUCAGCGCCGCGGAGACGUUUCGCCGUCAGAGCUGACAGUGAUGCAUCACCGUAGAAAACAGCACACCUUUUAAAAUAUCAGAGCACAGCACAAGGACAAAAAAGGCAUCGACAGAAUCGUUUAUGUAUUCUGUAACGCAGCUUUUGGACUCAGGCCUCGCCGCUACGUAAUUUGAAAAACAUAUUUUUUUAGUAGCUGGAUAACUGGACAAGUCUGAACACAGAGGUCGCACCGUCGUCUCGACCCAAAGCCGGGACACUCGAGGGUUUUUUAAAAAAACGAACAGCUUAAUUUGACUAAGAUUUUAUUUGCUACAGGACUGAAUCUGUGACAGUAACUAUAAAAAACAUCUGGCCGUACGUUUUGAUUCGAAUGUGUUUCCUCUCCACCUCCACAUGAUGUGCGGCUGUGCACUUCUGAACUAAAUUACACAUAAAUAUGGGACAGCAUUUGGUUAAAAAUGGCUCUGAACCUUUACGUUGAUAUUUAAAAAAUCUGGGAAUCUUCAUUCAGCUUAAAAACACAAAAAUCACUGUGUGUGUUUUGGCUGUUAUCAGUGACGUUUUCCUGUGCAGUUUGUCUUCAGCUCCUGUAAAAGAUGUGAAAAAUAACUAACAAGGGCUACAAAAGUGAACAAUAUGGCGUACUGAGUAAAGUCAUUCAGUAAAAACAAAUAUAUGGAGUUAACUUUGGGAGUAUGAGUGAUAUUUUUAAUGUCAGCUAACCAGCUGGUGAACGACCGAAUGCUAGCUAACAAGCUAGCUUGCUAGCGUUAGCAAUAAAUACGGGUAACUUGAAGUUACAAAGACAAAAGACGAUACAGUCCUGCUGAAACUUUGGUUUUAGGUACAAAUGACAUUUAAGCUCUGUGUCAUAUUCAGUUGUGAUACUUGUUUUGGGUUUCUUCCUUUAAGUUUAUUUCCUUGGACAAAAUUAACUUCACACAAACAUCUUUACCUCGCUGAUAAAUAAUAAAACAGUGAGAGAGCUUAAAGGGGUGAGGAUCGCAUCUUCAGUCGCUGAUUUAUCGUCUUAGAGCAAAACUCUUUUUCAACAUUCAUUUUCAAAAUCCGAAUGCAGUUGAUCCGGAUCAGCUGAGUCCGGAUUCAUGUUUCAGAUGGAGAAUGAUCACUGUGUUUUUAUCUGUCAACAAAUAAAAACGCGUCUGAACUGAAA